AUGAAUAUCUGCGAGAGGAGGUCGGGUACGACGAGGUGGCGUGCGGGCCGGGGUUGUGGUGUUGUGUGGAGCGUGGCGUGCGCAGACGCGGGCGAGGAGGAGGCGCGGGUGAGCGUGGCGGAGGGCGCGCCGCUGGAGGUGGAGUGCCGGCUGCGGCCCGAGCAGGCCGUGCAGUGGCGGCUGGACGGCGCCGCGCCGCCGGCCGACCUGCGGCCCGCCGCCGAGGCGCCGGCGGCCGACGGGCGGCUCGUGGCCCGCCUGCGCGCGCCGCACGCGCGGCCCCGCCGGCCUCUACACGUGCAGCGCCGACGCGCGCCGCGGCGUGCGCGUCGCCGUGCUGCCGCGGCCGGCCGACGCGCCGGCCGCCGCCACCGCCGGUACCGCCGCGCUAGCGCUCUCUUGCUGCCCGCUUGUCGCGCUCGACGGCGCCAUGACGCGGACCCCAAGGAGGUGCUGUACGACGUGCGCCUCAACUUAACGCUGAGCUGCACGCUGCCCAACGACAAGAAUUUGCCCUAUGUGUGGACUAAGAACGAGACGAAUGUGGAGGAGGUGGCGGACCUGCAGGGCCGCUACAAGCUGGAGCGCGGCGGCGCCGAGUUUUCGGUGGCGCGCACCGUCGAGGACGACUUCGGCAACUACACGUGCGCGCUGCGGGGCGCCGAGGGGGCGGAGGGGGCGGGCGCGCAGCGCUGGCUGGUCAGCGGGCGCAGCUUCGUGAAGCUGCCCGCCAACGCCAACGUGGUGGAGGGGCAGAAGCUCAAGCUGCAGUGCAAGGUGAUCGGCAAGCCGUACCCGCGCGUCGUGUGGCGCUUCAACUCGACGGCGGUGGAGAACAGCACGGACGUGCGCCUGGCGCUGGGCGAGCGCGUGACGCUGCGCCGCAGCGAGCAGGGCGCCGAGGACGGCGAGCUGCUGCUGGAGGCGACGCAGCGCUCCGACGCCGGCCUCUUCAGCUGCACCGCGCCGCGGCCCGGCUCGCCCGCGCCCAACGAGGCGGCCACCACGCUGCGCGUCAAGGACAUGUACGCCGCGCUCUGGCCCUUCCUCGGCAUCUGCGCGGAGGUGUUCGUGCUCUGCGCCAUCAUCCUCGUCUACGAGAAGCGCCGCACCAAGCCCGACCUCGACGACUCGGACACCGACAACCACGACCAG
Iphiclides podalirius (scarce swallowtail) is the source of this 1155-nucleotide messenger RNA. NCBI's taxonomy places the organism in Eukaryota, Metazoa, Arthropoda, Insecta, Lepidoptera, Papilionidae. The record is from the annotation of a GenBank genome assembly.